AACGGAUCCAAAUCUCAAAAAAACGACGUCACUAAUCGAACACUUGAGCUAUGAACUCGUGCCUUUCAUCCGCCACCAACUGGUGGAGAAGCCAUGGAACCUUGCGAACUCUGUACCUGCUGCUGCUGGGUCAGCUCGUCUCCUUCGUUCUGGCAAUGAUGAGCUUCACUUCCUCGCUCAUAGCCACUCUCGGUGUGGAUGCGCCUCUUACACAGACCAUUCCCACUUACUUGGGUUUGGCUUUGGUUUAUGGGAGCAUUUUGCUGUAUAGGCGUGAGAAAUUACGGGUUUCUUGGUAUUGGUAUGUGCUGUUGGGAUUUGUUGAUGUUCAGGGGAACUAUCUUGUUAACAAAGCAUACCAGUUCUCAUCAAUUACGAGUGUGACGCUGUUGGACUGUUUCACAAUAGCUUGGGUCUUACUUUUAACUUGGAUCUUCCUAGGCACUCGGUAUUCCCUGUGGCAAUUGUUUGGUUCUGCCAUCUGUGUUGUGGGACUUGGUUUAGUGCUCCUCUCAGAUGCAGGGGUGGGCGGUGGAGGUGGCUCAAAACCUCUCCUAGGGGACAUACUCGUUAUUGCAGGCACAAUUUUCUUCGCUAUGAGCAAUGUUGGAGAGGAGUUUUGUGUCAAGAAAAAAGAUCGCGUUGAAGUAAUUUGCAUGAUUGGUACUUAUGGAUUUCUAGUGAGUGUGUGUCAGAUGUCUAUCCUGGAAUUACGGACUCUGGAAUCCGUUGCGUGGUCUGCAGAUAUUAUAUUAGCCUGGGCUGGUUAUACUCUAGCAGGCAUAUUGUUCUACACAUUUACUCCAUUCGUACUCAAGCGGAGUGGAGCCACGUUGUUGAAUCUGUCUAUUCUCACAUCUGAUAUGUGGGCAGUUGUCGUUCGCAUCUUUUUCUACCGCCAGCAGGUGGACUGGUUAUACUAUGUAGCUUUUUCGGUUGUAGUUAUCGGGCUCAUCAUUUAUUCACUAACGGAAAAAGAUCCUGCUCCGGUAACUUCACUUGAGAAUGGAAAUCGGAGCUUGGAAUACCACGUUCUUGAAGAUGAAACCGCUGCAUCCAGAAACGAGUCUCCGACUGCACGAGAGGCGUAGAAGCAGUGUGAUGACAAGUAAUACUAGAAGCCAUGAAUGAAUGUUAUCUUCUGUAGGGACUGACUCAAGGGAGAAGACUCUCUGUUCUUGCUUUUAAGUUUUUAUAUCUACCAACAGCCUUGACAAGCUCCAAUAUUUGGAAAAUGGAUGCCAAUGUCAUUGUGUCGAGGCAAAAUCUUAAGAUCAACCGAAUGUAUGUCUCAUUCUCGUGUUUGUCUCUCUCGUCACGUGAUGUGUGUUAUAUGGGGAGAGAGAUACGUAUGAGAUUUAUAUAUACACUCAGGUUGCCCCUCGGUAUAGCCGAUCUUGUACCCAUGUACCAAAUGUAUCGGUAUAGUCCCAAAACUUUAUGACAUUUUUCAAGUAGAGCAUAUUAUUGUGAGUUC
Molecule: messenger RNA, 1477 nt
Organism: Malus domestica (apple)
Lineage: Eukaryota; Viridiplantae; Streptophyta; Magnoliopsida; Rosales; Rosaceae
Biological process (GO): transmembrane transport
Cellular component (GO): membrane
Molecular function (GO): transmembrane transporter activity
Source: RefSeq, a predicted model, not a curated record